CCUGUAUCUGUCAUAUCAUAUAUACUUUCACCUCAUCAACUAUGAGGGGCCUGCAGCCAUAUAAGAUUCUUUUGCGUCCGCUUACGAGGUCUCACGUUGCUGCUAUCAGACCACACUGCGACCUAAUAAAUGAGAGAAGAGCUUCUUUUGGCGAACCCAAGAACAGAACCCUGUCGCCCCCACGUACCACUGGUACUCGCAACUUUCGUUGAGCCUCAAGCGUGAGCACCCAUGGCUAUUCUAGACCAGUCGUCCCUUGAGCUAGCAGGUAGCACAUUCGCUUUUGUAGAUGGCUUGAACAAUACCUAUUCGACGAGGGCCACGAGGUCUCAUGUAAUGACCAAUGCAUAUCGAGAAAAGAAGAAACUGCUAGCGAACAACAAGGGAAAGAGAAACAAGACUCUGGUACCGAAGACCUGGACCUUUGAGGUGCAUAGCAAUGGUCCGCCCACUGUUCCGUUAAAUCCAAUGGCUGUCUCGGAUGCCUCGACACCAGAACUUACCUUUUCGGCUUCAGGCUCUCCAUUAUCUGAGACUUUCUCGGAUUUCACUUGCUCCGAUGAAGAACUUCUAGCCGGAAUCUCAAGCCAUUCUUCUUUCCAACCUCGCACGAUAAUUCCAGCUGGGCUCGUCGACCAUUUUGCAACCUUGCCCGUAGCCCGCACUCCCAUAAUCGACGAAUUUGUCGCUGCAUAUCUCGGCCCUCCGUAUGACUAUGGCCUGGGAAAGCGACCCUCGAUGGCUUUCAACUAUCGCCGAGCUAGAUUUAGAGCCAGUCUGAACGAUGAAUGCAGUUUCUACGCCAUGCUAAGCUGGCUUGGAAGGCGAGCCCAAUUGACAGGGGAUUGGACAACGAUGCUACACAGUAUGCGCUUUAAAGGCAAGUGCAUGAAUAUUAUCGCAGGGAGAUUAAGAGACCAUCAGCUUGAGGGGAAAGAUGUAGACGAGGGUAUGAUGUAUGGAGCUUUGGAUCUCUCGAAUGGAGAGCUGAGAAAUGGAAAUGUUGCCGCUGCGAAAGUUCAUUGGCAAGGGCUACGUGAUAUGGUUAUCGCCAAGGGUGGCCUUGGUAAUCUCAUUCAUCACGUUCCUCUCAUUUACUCUAUCGUGUGGAACUACAUGGCUCUAGGUUUCGAUCAAGACAUAACCUGGGACUACAUGCCACCAAUCUGUGCCGCAGACCGCAUCGACACUCACGACACACAAAUAUGCGCUGAAGAGCUCAUCGCCUUCAUCUCUCGUCUCCAAGAGCCAUCCACACACCAAUACCUCACUCAGCCAACAAUCGUCUCUGCUCUGUCCUCGAAAACGCUUCUGCACGCUGCAUUAUGUUCCACGAACGGACGUCUCUGUCUCGCAAUGCGAAACGAUGAUGCAAAGUAUUGUGACAAUCUCAGAGGCUCUGAGUUCGACCUCGCGCUUUGUGCUGGACGGAGAAGAAAUGCUCAGGAAAUUCCACCACAUACGUAUGUCCUUCGCAAUAUGCAAUCGCCUCGCCCUGCUAUUCUAGUCUUCAUCCUCUUCAUCCUAUUGUCGAUCAAGGACAAAGCAGCAGGACCCAAUGAACACCUCUUGGUUCCGACUCUGUCGCAUCUCUUCCUAGCAAUGGAGAAGGCGCUGCACGAAAUCGACUUUGACUGGUACCCUUACGACUUAGAGACUGUCCUCACAUAUCUGAUUCGCGGUAUUGACCUGUUCCGUGUUUCUUGUCCCUGUCUGACGGGGCCAUGUCUUUUGUGUGGCGGAGGAGUAUACAAAGGACAGCCGAAGAAAGGUUCACUGUUUGAAGGAGAGAGGUUUCCAGAUUGGCCAAUCGUGUUUGCAGUGGCAAGAGUGAUGGGUGGGAUGAGGAAAUUGCAGAGAGGUACGAGGAGAAAGUUGGAGGCUGUCAUGAGGGAGCUUUUCUUUGCAGGUGAUCCUGGUUCCGGAGCAAGGUCCUGUGUUUUAGGAUGUGACGAGAGUGGCGUUCCGAAUGAGUUGGGUAAUGGAGAUGGGGAUACGGUGUAUCCUACGGCCUUAGGGAGUUUGAAAGAGACGAUUUGCUUGGAGUUAGGAGUUAGAAAAGACUGAGAUGUUUGGUAUGUCUGUCUGGAUCUCGAUUUCAAUGUUGCUCAACCCGAAAAUGGUAAUUGGUUUGCGCAUCUUCAUGGCAACGCUCAGCAGACUGUUGCUGCCUCAGAUAUUUAUGAUUUAGAUAAUCUCAGACGACAGUUCCC
Molecule: messenger RNA, 2213 nt
Organism: Mollisia scopiformis
Lineage: Eukaryota; Fungi; Ascomycota; Leotiomycetes; Helotiales; Mollisiaceae
Exons: 4
Coding region: 232-2067 (611 amino acids)
Source: RefSeq, a predicted model, not a curated record